CAUUCAUAUACCCUCUCAAUGUACCCAUCACAAUGCAAAUACUGUGACGUUGAUAACUUGAUAACAUGCGUUAAAGUUAGUACUCACACAGGAGGAGAGAGAAACUAUUUUAGAGAGAGAAAUACUGCAGUACUACCGGGGCAGUGGGAGACAAAAACCACAGAGUGAGAGAGUGACAUAUACGUGAAGGUGGUGCACACCUGAAGGUCUAUUUGUCUCCUCUAGUUAGGCUUCCCUUCCUUUUUUUUCCCCAUUUUUAGAGAGAGAUAGAGAGAUGGGUUCUAGGAAUGAUCUUGAAGCCCAAGGGUUGAGAGACAAGGUGGGAACAAAGGGAAAAUGCAAAAACGACGGCUCCACUGGUAAUAAUAGCCAAGGCGAGAAAGAUGAUCUGUAUAGGCAACUAUGGCAUACUUGUGCUGGACCACUGGUUAAUGUUCCGAGCGUAGGGGAUAAGGUUUUCUACUUCCCUCAAGGUCACAUUGAACAGGUUGAGGCAUACACAAGCCAGGAAGGGACAGUGGAGAUGCCUGUUUAUGAUUUACCUUCUAAGAUUCCAUGCAAGGUUGUCUAUGCCCAAUUACAGGCUGAAGCUCACACGGAUGAGGUGUAUGCACAAAUUACUUUGCUUACAGAGCAAGAAGGGAUAAGUUCAGAGAGCGGAUGUUAUUCUCAAUCUAUGUCCCAAAAGUUCAAUGCGUGCUGUUUUAGCAAGAGACUCACUCCAUCUGAUACGAGCACGCAUGGUGGAUUCUCUGUUCCUAAGCGACACGCUGACGAAUGCUUUCCUCCUUUGGACAUGUCUCAAGAACCACCUGCACAGGAACUGGUGGCAAAGGACUUGCAUGGGUCAGAAUGGCGAUUUCGCCACAUAUAUCGGGGGCAGCCAAGGCGACACUUGCUUACCAGCGGUUGGAGUUCAUUUGUGGGUGCAAAGAAGCUUGUCGCUGGGGAUGCCUGUAUAUUCCUGAGAGGAGAAAAUGGAGAACUUUUUGUUGGGGUCCGCCGUGCAACAAAAUCACAAGCAAGUACGUCAGCAUCUGUCCUAUCUGGUCACAGCAUGCAACAUGGCAUACUUGCCAGUGCCUUCCAUGCCAUGACUACUGGAACCAUGUUUACUGUUUAUUACCAUCCUUGGACAAGUCCUGUUGAAUUUAUUAUUCCUCAUGAUCAAUACAUGAAGUCAGCUGAAAUUGACUUUUCAAUUGGAACGAGAUUCAGAAUGCAGUUUGAAGGUGAAGAAUAUCCUGAACCUACGCCUUCCAGAAUUGCAGGUACUGUUGUUGGUAUUGAUAGUAUCGAUCCUAUCAGGUGGGAUGAUUCGGAGUGGAGAUGUCUUGAGGUGGAAUGGGAUGUCCUAUCCAUGACGUCAGCUCGCCCUCAAAGGGUUUCUCCUUGGAGCAUUGAACCUACUGUUGUGAAGAAGAAGAAGUUAGGUUCCCUUUUUCCCAAUCGUAAAAGGGCACGACCUUUGGACCAAUCUACUUCUGGAUUUCCCGUUUUUGGAGGGAAUGGCUUCUUGAAGAGUCCAGCGAAUUGUGUACAGAAAAGACAAUUUGGGGUCUUGCAAGGUCAAGAAAGCAGAGCCAUGGGUGCUUUUGAACUGGGUGCAUCAGGGCAGCAACUGCUGCUACCCCAACCAAAUCCUGUUCGGAUGCGUGACCCAUUUUCUCACUCUCAUGGCAGCACAAUAGCAAUUCCUGGUGGAAAUCCUCCUCAUCCAAUGAUUGCUAACUAUCAGCCUCCAACAUUUACCUCCUGUGGGGCCCACAACUGUACUGAAGCGAGUGGAAGCUUGUCUUUUCCAAAAGUCAGCUUUACCAGUUCAGCCUCACAGGAAUGCACAGCUCCUGAAGAGAAAGGUGAGAUUGGAGCUCCAAUGGGCCAACCAAAUGGCAAGUGCAUGCUUUUUGGAGUGAAUAUAUCUAGUAGUCCUAUGGCGCUCCCUUCAAAUCAAAUGCUUUCUUCACGAGAACUUUGUAGUCCUUGUCCUAGCCAGGUCUCCGAGCCAUCUAAGGGUAUUUCUGGCAACAAUCCAUAUAAACAAUGCAGGAACUGUUGUCCCAGUGCUAACCGAAGCUGUACAAAGGUGCUGAAGUAUGGAACUACUCUUGGAAGAUCAGUUGACCUGGCACGUUUUGAUGGUUAUGGUGAACUCAUUCGUGAGCUUGACCAGAUGUUUGAGUUCAAAGGGACAUUGAUCGAUGGGAGCAGUGGUUGGUACGUAACCUACAUAGAUGGUGAAGGGGACAUGAUGCUGAUUGGAGAUUACCCUUGGCCGGAAUUCCGGACCAUGGUAUGCAAGAUGUUUGUCUGUCCAAAGGAAGAUGUUGAUAAGUUGGAUAUGGGCUCAUCGAACCCGCCAUCAUCUUAAAUUCUACCUUUUACUUAUGGUUACAGAAAUUACUUAUACUGUAUAUGUCUAUAUGUAGAGCCCUUUUAGGCAGAGCGGGAAGUGUUAACAGAGGAGGUUUACAUACACAGAAAUAUACAUAUAGGCAUAUACAGUAGUUUAUAUGUAAUUUCUGUAACCAUAAGGUCUUCAUGGAAUAGGAUGACUUCCAUAAUGACCUGGCAGUACUUUGUAACUAUAAAAACCUAAUAGUGGUACAACUUGCUAUCAAUGAAACUCUAUGUUCUGUUAUGUUAGUUUCAUGCCUUGUCAUCAACGUUAUAGCACAGCGUGACAUUU
This is a messenger RNA of Rhododendron vialii, 2689 nucleotides long. Its product is annotated as auxin response factor 2-like. Gene Ontology annotation, molecular function: DNA binding; protein binding. The record is from RefSeq and is a predicted model, not a curated record. Gene Ontology annotation, cellular component: nucleus. Gene Ontology annotation, biological process: response to hormone; regulation of DNA-templated transcription. The coding region runs from base 275 to 2371 and encodes 698 amino acids. Lineage: Eukaryota; Viridiplantae; Streptophyta; Magnoliopsida; Ericales; Ericaceae. The transcript has 14 exons.